GAGAGAGAGAGAAGGAGGAAAAGACAGCAGCACCGACGUACACAGGCUUGCAGGUAGCCAGAACUGAGGAAUGUAGACCUGUGGAAACUGGAGAGAUAACACGGCGGGGAUUGAAGAGGGAAAUCCAGGGGAACUCAACAUUGGAGUUUCGGGGAAAAGAUGGUUCGUUCAAGUUAAUUGUAAAACAUGCCAGACAAACCAGAGGAAGAUCAGAAGAAAGACAUGUCAGAAGUCAAAUCGUUUAAAAAGAGCAGCCUAAAGAAAACGGAGACUCAAGAGAAGAACACACUGCCAACAAAAGACGUAAUCGAACAGGAAAAGAAGUCUGCAAUGGAACAAGCAUCCUGAAAUUGGCAGCUGAAUUGCCCCUGUUUCUACAAUGCCGAACAGUUUUUUUUAAUAUACGUAUGGCACGUCAAUAAUCACAACAUGCGCCUUGAGGGGAGAGGCAUUGGCCCACUGACCCCUCAAUAUUUCAAGACACUCUGCUUGUUUAUGGUGAUUUUAUUCUUUAUGUUUGCUUUUGACACAGCUUUGAAGGUAGUGUGUAGGUUGGGGAUGGGGUUUGUCUAAUGGUAUGGGGUGAGGGUGGGAGACGCUGAAUAAUUGAGCUGUGGACCGUGGCUGAAUUUAUACUAUGUAAUGAUGAUGCGUUGCCAAUUGUUUUUGUCUUCCUAUUAAAAGAAAACCCACUGAAAAAUUUUAAUAUAAAAAUGAAAUAAAAUAUACAUUUAAAAUAAA
Molecule: messenger RNA, 741 nt
Organism: Hemiscyllium ocellatum (epaulette shark)
Lineage: Eukaryota; Metazoa; Chordata; Chondrichthyes; Orectolobiformes; Hemiscylliidae
Product: thymosin beta-10-like
Exons: 4
Coding region: 187-348 (53 amino acids)
Biological process (GO): regulation of cell migration; actin filament organization
Cellular component (GO): cytoplasm
Molecular function (GO): actin monomer binding
Source: RefSeq, a predicted model, not a curated record